AAAAGCACUCUGGGUAAUCUUAAUAUUACAAUGUCUUCUCGAGAUGUUAUGUCGCGAAAGUUUGACAGAGAUGAUGGGAAAAAUAAGAAAUCCAAGACCCUGCUGGAACAACUGAUAGUACAGUACAGCUAUUAUUUACAGACCCAUCCAAUUCUGACAAAAUCAAUUACCAGUGCCAUCACUUCAGGAUUAGGGCAACUAGUGUCUCAACUUGCAGCUAAGCGUGCAACAGGCCAGAAUAUCAACUACCGUGCAAUUGCUGCAUUCUCAGGAUUUGGAUUCCUUGUAACUGGUCCAUUGGUGCACUACUUCUACAACUACCUGGAGCAGUUUGUUCCUAGAGGUGUACCAUUUAGCAAAGCCAAAAAGCUCUUUAUCGACAGGCUGAUAUUCUCACCUCCAUUUUACUUGCUGUUUUUCUACAUUGUAGCAAUAUUUGAGGGCAAAUCAAAUAAAGAGGCAAUCGCUCGGAUAAAAGCAAACUACUGGGGAGCUCUGAAAAUGAGCCUCAAGGUCUGGCCACUUGUGCAGUUCGUCAACUUCACCUACAUUCCUGUUCAGUAUCGUGUGUUGUUUGCAAAUUUGGUGGCACUUUUCUGGAGCAUUUAUCUCUCAACAAAGACCAGUGUAGUUUCAAAGACAGCAGAAUAGCGGACAGACAGUCCAUACUAGCAUUACAGGAGAAAGAAUGUGGCACCAUUGUACUAUAGCAAGAAAUGGAUUAAUAGUAUAUGUCCAUAGACAUAGCAUGUAGGUGGUGCUUCUCCCUUAAGAACAUUCUUUGGUUUGAAUAGCUUAUCAUAGUGUAGCAGUUUUUACAGACUCAAAGAAAAACUUCCAGGAUAAAAAAAUAAUAAUUGAGGCACUUCGGUUAGCCUGCAUUGCUAUAAAUAUGCUAUUACAGUUAUUAUUAUUAUCUGCUGAUGUGGGUAAUAAUAGCUGCAAACUAAUCAUAAGAUUAUAUCAUAGCAUAUUUUUCUGGAUGUGACACAGGCUACACUUCCCUGUGCAAGAAAUGUUUUUCAUUUAUUGGAGAUAUUCAAUUGUAUUUUAAUAUAACAUACAUCCUUUGCACAUUGUAUCACAUCAGUAUUUUUGAAUGAACCUUUUAAAAAAAUAUUACAUCUAACCUUUUGAUUAUUUUCUGUAUUAGCUAGUACAAGUAAUAUACAAUAAAUAAUUACAUUAUAUUCAUAA
Molecule: messenger RNA, 1197 nt
Organism: Nematostella vectensis (starlet sea anemone)
Lineage: Eukaryota; Metazoa; Cnidaria; Anthozoa; Actiniaria; Edwardsiidae
Product: peroxisomal membrane protein 2
Exons: 5
Coding region: 31-651 (206 amino acids)
Cellular component (GO): membrane; cytoplasm
Source: RefSeq, a predicted model, not a curated record